Messenger RNA from Polyodon spathula (Mississippi paddlefish), 3765 nucleotides. RefSeq lists its product as uncharacterized. Bases 848 to 3127 code for a protein of 759 amino acids. Lineage: Eukaryota; Metazoa; Chordata; Actinopteri; Acipenseriformes; Polyodontidae. The record is from RefSeq and is a predicted model, not a curated record. Gene Ontology annotation, cellular component: mRNA cleavage and polyadenylation specificity factor complex. Gene Ontology annotation, biological process: mRNA alternative polyadenylation. The transcript is spliced from 9 exons. Gene Ontology annotation, molecular function: mRNA binding.
AGUCUUGCUGAGCAGAGCGAUGCGUUACAGCACGUUAAAACGAAGCGUUACAGCACGUUAAAACGAAGCGUUACAGCACGUUAAAACGAAGCGUUACAGCACGUUAAAACGAAGCGUUACAGCACGUUAAAACGAAGCGUGUGCACCGUCCCAAGCACGACAUCUGAACAACACACAAGCACAAUAAACAAGACGCAUACAUGCUCGUUUCUGUUAGGGUUAGGGAUGGGAGCUCGGUGUUAUUUCAAGGGUCCUGGGUAAAAUAGAUAUAGAUUUGUAAAUUAAACACUAUAUCUUACAGUGAAAAGCACACCGUGUUCUUUCACCUAGAAUUACAUUGCAUUUUGCCAUUGGCGAGAAGGUGGUGUCACAUUUGAAUCCGGCCCGAGUUCCCCCGUGUUUCUUCUCGUCGGAACAAUUUAGCGGUAACCCGACACACCGCGCACAGGGAGAGGAAGUUCCGGUGGGGAUCUUGCAGCGCUUCGAGGGGGAGUCGAUUAGAGGGACACGGAUCAAUCGACUCGGAUCGGUAUAGCGGGGGUCCAAUUGGGACCGGGAAUCGGAACCGAAGUCGUGUCGCGAAGGAGCGAGAGAGCGAGGGAUAGACUCACACAGCGCGGAGGAGGAGCGGCGGUGGCGGUGGGAGUGGGAGUGGGAGUGGGAGUGGGCGCAUUGUGUACACUCCACGCAUCCAUCCAGCACACCGGACCCAGAGCGGCAGUGGCAGUGGGAGGGGGCGCAUUGUGUGCACUCCACGCAUCCACCCAGCACUCCGGACUGCAAGAGGCCCGCCGGAGAGACACGCACAGACCCAGAGCGGCGGGCUGCCUACAAUCCACUCCCAGGAAUGGCUGCAGCUGCGGCGCCGGGAGAGGGGCCCGAUCUAAUCGAUAUCUACGCCGAGGAAGAGUUCAACCAAGGCGGCGCGGAGCAUCGGGACUCUGUCCCUCACGGAGCUGCGUCGAGCGCGGCGGCGGACCGGGACUCUGUCCCUCACGGAGCUGCGUCGAGCGCGGCGGCGGACCGGGACUCUGUCCCUCACGGAGCUGCGUCGAGCGCGGCGGCGGACCGGGACUCUGUCCCUCACGGAGCUGCGUCGAGCGCGGCGGCGGACCGGGACUCUGUCCCUCACGGAGCUGCGUCGAGCGCGGCGGCGGACCGGGACUCUGUCCCUCACGGAGCUGCGUCGAGCGCGGCGGCGGACCGGGACUCUGUCCCUCACGGAGCUGCGUCGAGCGCGUCGGCGGACCGGGACUCUGUCCCUCACGGAGCUGCGUCGAGCGCGUCGGCGGACCGGGACUCUGUCCCUCACGGAGCUGCGUCGAGCGCGGCGGCGGACCGGGACUCUGUCCCUCACGGAGCUGCGUCGAGCGCGUCGGCGGACCGGGACUCUGUCCCUCACGGAGCUGCGUCGAGCGCGGCGGCGGACCGGGACUCUGUCCCUCACGGAGCUGCGUCGAGCGCGGCGGCGGACCGGGACUCUGUCCCUCACGGAGCUGCGUCGAGCGCGUCGGCGGACCGGGACUCUGUCCCUCACGGAGCUGCGUCGAGCGCGGCGGCGGACCGGGACUCUGUCCCUCACGGAGCUGCGUCGAGCGCGUCGGCGGACCGGGACUCUGUCCCUCACGGAGCUGCGUCGAGCGCGUCGGCGGACCGGGACUCUGUCCCUCACGGAGCUGCGUCGAGCGCGGCGGCGGACCGGGACUCUGUCCCUCACGGAGCUGCGUCGAGCGCGGCGGCGGACCGGGACUCUGUCCCUCACGGAGCUGCGUCGAGCGCGGCGGCGGACCGGGACUCUGUCCCUCACGGAGCUGCGUCGAGCGCGGCGGCGGACCGGGACUCUGUCCCUCACGGAGCUGCGUCGAGCGCGGCGGCGGACCGGGACUCUGUCCCUCACGGAGCUGCGUCGAGCGCGGCGGCGGACCGGGACUCUGUCCCUCACGGAGCUGCGUCGAGCGCGGCGGCGGACCGGGACUCUGUCCCUCACGGAGCUGCGUCGAGCGUCACUUUCUCACUAUAUAUAUUAGGAUAUAUCUAUAUAUAUGAGGCGGGGUUUGCGGGGGGGGCGGAGCAUGUGGAUCUCUAUGACGACGUGUUGACGGGCCCGGUGGGGGGUCGCGAGGGGGGGCCCCCCUCUUCGGAGAAGGAUGAGCCCCCCAGGUCUGAGAGCAAGCCAGCCAUCCUGUACACCUACAGCGGGCAGCGGCACAAGAGACUGGCGGUGUACGUAGGAAACUUCUCCUGGUGGACGACGGAUGUGGAUUUGAUUAACGCUGCCAAGUCCAUCGGAGUGAAGGACAUCCAGGAUAUCAAGUUUGCAGAGAACCGAGCCAACGGGCAGUCAAAGGGCUAUGCGGAGGUGGUGGUGGGCUCGGAGCCCUCUCUCCACACUCUGCUGGAGGUUCUGCCGCAGCGCAAGGUGAACGGAGACCGGGUCGAAGUGCGAUUCGCCACGCGCCAGAACUUCAGCGUGUUCGAGACACAGGCCAAGAAACGAGAGGGAGGUAGAGAUGGAGUGGAGGGGGAGGCAGGAAUGGAGUCAACCGCACAGGGGUCUCCUUGGGAGCUUCCUGAGCGACUAAAGCCCCUAUCCUCGCAGAACGAUGGCGGCCUGUCUGGGGUGGGGCAGGCCCCGCCCCCAGCCACUGCAGAGCACUUCAACCGUGCCCCCCCAGGACACCCCUACACCCGACACAGGGAGAGCGACCCCCCCACUCCGCCCCUCGGCGAGGCGGAGUUUGAGGAGAUCAUGCACCGGAACCGCGCCAUCUCCAGCAGCGCCAUCUCGAAGGCCGUGUCGUGGGCGAGCGGGGGGGACCUUGCUGGAGCCAUCGAGACGCUGCUCACCGCCAUCGCUGUCAUCAAGCAGUCGAGGGUCUCAAGCGACGAGCGCUGCAGAGUGCUGCUCUCUGCACUGAAGGACUGUCUGCACAGCAUUGAGGCCAAGUCGUACGGGUCCAGGAAGCGGCCCCGCUCCCACUCUCGCACUCACUCCUGGGACUCGGCCCGGCGGCAUCGCGAGCGUUCUCACAGCGGGGAGCGGCACGACGAGCAUCACCGCGAGGGAGAGCGGAGCCGCGAGGGAGAGAGGGACCGGCACCAUCGAGACCGGGACCGGCACCGUUAGAUUUCCAUCCAACACUCACUCCGACCCCUGACCCCCAUCCCCCAAUGUGAGCGAGAGAGAGCGAGUGAGAGAGAGAGAAAGCACGCACACACGCAGGUGCUGGUGGGGUAAGAAGAAUGUGGCUUGACAUCAUCAACCAGAACAGUGACACCCAGCAAAAUCAACUGUGAACAAACAUCGAGAGAGAGAGAGAGGGAGGGAGGGACGGAGCCCUGAACUGUGGAAGCCCACGGGAGUGCUUCGUUUGAAGACACUAAAGACUUCCAGAUUCAAGCGCUGCUCGAUGAUCAAGAUUUCUUUUUAGUGCUUGUGAAAGUCGUGCUUUAAUAAUUCUGGAUGAGACCCUCCCUCCCAAAAUACCCGAGGAGCCCCUGGAACAGAAAGCUUCUGCUCUUUAGGCCGUGUGGUUUAGUGUGGGUCGUUUAGUGUGUGGUUGAGGAGCAGGGAGGGGGGGCUGUCUCGUUUAGUGUGUGGUUGAGGAGCAGGGAGGGGGGGCUGUCUCGUUUAGUGUGUGGUUGAGGAGCAGGGAGGGGGGGCUGUCUCGUUUAGUGUGUGGUUGAGGAGCGGGGAGGGGGGGCUGUCUCGUUUAGUGUGUGGUUGAGGAGCGGGGAGGGGGGGCUGUCUCGUUUAGUGUGUGG